CUCCUUGUGGGAGAGAAGCCUGCACGUCCUCUCCUUCUUCAUCAUCCUUCUUGCUCUCUCUCUCUCUUUCUCUGCCUCAAACCACUUGGUGGAUCCUCUCCUCAAGGAAGAGGGAAGAAGGAGAGGAGCAGCCAACCCCUUCAGCCCGGCCCAAUAGUCCAUAUCCUCUUCCUGCUCCCUGGUAAAACAUGGCUUACGACUUUGAACAGAAGCGGCGGAAGGAGAUGGCUGUUGCCGGCUCCUCCUCCAUCCUUCUCCUCCUCUUGGUGGUCGGUACGGUGGCCACCACCAUGUACCAGGCUGACGACAAUGUCGGUGCGGACACCGGGACAAUGCGAACCACCACCAGGUCGGUGAAGCUGAUGUGCGCCACCACCGACUACAAGGAGACCUGCGAGACGAGCCUCACCGGGAUCGUGAACACCACCGGCAUUUCCAGCCCCAAGGAUGUUCUCCGGGCUGCUGUCGUGGCGGUGAUCGACGAGAUUAGCAAGUCCUUCUCCCAAUCCAGACUCUUCAAAACCAACGACAGCCGGGUCCAGGAUGCAAUCGACGACUGCCGGGAGAUGUACCAGGAUUCCGAAGAGGAUCUCAAGAAGACGCUGAGCAAAAUCAUCGACACCAGCCUCGAGAGCCUCCCGGAGCAGACCCUCAGCCUGAAGAGCUGGCUGAGCGCCGUCUUCUUCUACCAGGAGACAUGCGUCGAUGGGUUCCCGGAUGGCGAGCUCAAGGACAAGAUGAGAAGUGCAAUGAAGACCUCCAAGGAGCUGACGAGCAAUGCGCUCGCCAUGAUGGGGCAGGUGUCCGACCUACUGAUGAUGUUCACCGUCCCGGAAUCCGGUCGCCGCCUCCUGUCGGUGGACGAGAGUCCGGUCAUGAAGCGAGGAUGCCCCUCGUGGGUUUCUCAAGGGGAUCGCAGGUUGCUCAGGGAGCACCUCAACGUCAAGCUCCUGCCCAAUGUAACGGUGGCACAGGAUGGAAGUGGGGAUUUCCGCACCAUCAAUGAAGCGAUCCAUAAAAUACCACCCAAAUACGAUGGAAGGUAUGUGAUCUACGUCAAGGAGGGGAUCUACGACGAGGCAGUGAAUUUGACAAGCAAGUAUGUGAACAUCACGAUGUACGGUGAUGGGCCUAAGAAGACCAUCGUAACAGGAAACAAGAACUUCGUCGACGGCACCAAGACUUCGCACACCGCCACAUUUGUUGCUUCCGGAGAGGGGUUCAUGGCCGUCGACAUGGGGUUCCGCAACACGGCCGGCCCGAGAAAGCACCAGGCGGUGGCCCUCCGGGUGCAAUCCGACCGGUCCAUCUUCAUCAACUGCCGAAUGGAGGGGUACCAAGACACCCUCUACGCCCAGUCCCACCGCCAGUUCUACCGCGGCUGCGUCAUCACCGGCACCAUCGACUUCGUCUUCGGCGACGCCUCCGCCGUCUUCCAGAACUGCCUCUUCCUCCUCCGCCGCCCCCUCGACAACCAGAAGAACAUCGUCACCGCCCACGGCCGCGCUUACAUCCACGAGAGCACCGGUUUCGUCAUCCAGCACUGCAAGAUCAAGGCCGACAGGAGCCUCCACAAGGUCGAGGACAAGGUGGAGAGCUACCUCGGCCGCCCCUGGAAGGAGUACUCCAGGACCAUCUUCAUGGAGAACCAGAUCAGUAGCUUCAUCCACCCGGCUGGUUACUUGCCCUGGGAUCGGGACUUCGCCCUCAAGACCCUCUACUACGCGGAGUACAACAACAGGGGCGAGGGCUCCAACGUCAAGGACCGAGUCAAGUGGCCGGGAUUCCAUGUCAUCGACCGGGGGACGGCAAAGAAUUUUACGGUUGCCAACUUCCUCGAGGGCGAGAGAUGGAUUCCCGACAGAGGAGCUACUGCUCUUAUGGAUCUAUACUAUCGCUGAUCGAUCUACCACUGGGGGGUUGUCUCGUUGGAGUCAGUACGUCAUGUAGCAUGAGCAAGUGAAGGAGAAACAACUCGACUUCUGCGUAGCCAAAUUGUUGGGUGGUCUUAGUUGAGAUGGUUCUGGCUGUCUGUUGUUUAAUCUUGAGAUUCACCUUCUU
This is a messenger RNA of Elaeis guineensis (African oil palm), 2061 nucleotides long. Its product is annotated as probable pectinesterase/pectinesterase inhibitor 13. Gene Ontology annotation, molecular function: pectinesterase activity; enzyme inhibitor activity. Gene Ontology annotation, biological process: cell wall modification. NCBI's taxonomy places the organism in Eukaryota, Viridiplantae, Streptophyta, Magnoliopsida, Arecales, Arecaceae. The record is from RefSeq and is a predicted model, not a curated record.